Messenger RNA from Penicillium longicatenatum, 408 nucleotides. RefSeq names its product aegerolysin family protein. The record is from RefSeq and is a predicted model, not a curated record. Bases 1 to 408 code for a protein of 135 amino acids. The transcript is spliced from 2 exons. Gene Ontology annotation, biological process: symbiont-mediated hemolysis of host erythrocyte. NCBI's taxonomy places the organism in Eukaryota, Fungi, Ascomycota, Eurotiomycetes, Eurotiales, Aspergillaceae.
AUGGUCUACUCGCAAUGGGUGGUAGUCGAGGUCUACAACAAGUUCAGACAUUCGGAUAUCACUAUCAAAGAGGCAACGAUCGACUAUGGUAAAUACCAUGAGAAUGGUAACAAGGAUAACAAUCUCGAGCCUGAAGACAUCAACGGAAUUGUUAUCAAGCCCGGAAAAGUUGGAUAUGUUUCUGCUUGUGGCAAGGCUGAGAUACACUACGGGACCGAUGGCACCUUUGCUUUAUUUGAUGGAAGCACCAAGAUCUGCAAGCUCUUCUUUGACGUUCCAUACCACAAAUCAACCAAUGACUUCCAAGUGAAGGAUCGUAAUGAUGAUUAUGCGGUCUCCGUCUCUGAGUGGAAUCGUGAGGGGGGUGCCUUGGGCAAUGUCCGAGUUAAUGUUGGAAAGUUCGGCUGA